CGCGUGCCUUCCAACCCUGCCGGGAAGAGACUUCUCCGGAGCCAAUGGGGUGCGGCCUUCCUUGGGGUUCAUCCAAUGAGCUCAUUAGAUGCGUUCACAUUGGCCAAUGGGGCUUCGAGUGACCCGUUGGGCAAAGCUGGCCCCGCCUUCCGUGUCUCUGAGAGAAGAAGCGAAGGCCAAGUGAAGCGGGAGAGCCGUUCUAGGCCGUUCCUUCAACUCCGUUAAGAUUCUUAUCCUGAGCCGCUCUUCCAGCCCUCUCUCAGGGACGCCAUGGGGACCCAUCGGGUCCAGAGUUUGCUGUUCCUCCUCCUCCUGGGAGCCCCCUCCUUGGCUUCAGUGCAGAACUUGUACUGUCACAAGGGUGUGUCCACCAGUAUAGAAGAGGUUCCAAGCAGUGUGUUUAACUGGACCACGGAGAAGGUUGAGAGUUGUGAGAGCGGGUCAUUCUGCCAGGAAUCCCUUCUGAUGGUUAAAGCAGGGACCAAGACCGCAGUUUUGGCCACUAAGGGCUGCAUCGCUGAUGGGACGCAGGCGGUGACGUAUGUCCAGCACUCCCCGCCCCCAGGCAUUAUCACAGUCUCCUACUCUAGCUACUGUGAUGAUUCCUUGUGCAACAGCAGAGAAGACCUUCAGGAACUCUGGAGGCUGGAAGAGACCCUAGAAGCCUCCAGAGCUCCCAGUACGUCGGUAGUACCCCUCUCCUGCCCAACCUGUGUGGCUCUGGGGGCCUGUCCAGCUGCUCCUUCUCUUCCCUGUCCCAAUGACACAAUUCAGUGCUACGAAGGAAGACUUCAGAUCCAUGGAGGAGGCAUCAAUUCUUUUCUGGAGAUCAAAGGUUGUACGUCCAUUACCGGUUGCGGGCUGAUGGCUGGGGUCUUUACCAUAGGACCCAUGUGGGUGAAGGAAGUCUGUCCGUACCAGUUUCUCCUUCAACCCCGGAAGACUGAAAAUGGGGCCACCCGGCUUCCUGUUUCAGUUUGGAGGUUAGAGCUGCUGCUGCUACUGCUGUUACUGCAAUAACUUGUCCGUCGUUCCCGAGGAGACGCUUCCGGUCCUGGAUUCCGAGAUACGUCUUUUGAGUGGGAGCCUUCUGACGGCUGGUCGUCAACAAGUUGAGAUUUGAAGAAAAGAAGAGUUCUUGCGGUUGUAUUUUGUAUUUCUAAUAAAGUUUCUGCUGUGAUUUAUGCAUAACGCAA
This is a messenger RNA of Hyaena hyaena (striped hyena), 1196 nucleotides long. RefSeq names its product testis expressed 101 (gene TEX101). The record is from RefSeq and is a predicted model, not a curated record. Gene Ontology annotation, biological process: regulation of flagellated sperm motility; binding of sperm to zona pellucida. The transcript is spliced from 6 exons. The coding region runs from base 271 to 1020 and encodes 249 amino acids. NCBI's taxonomy places the organism in Eukaryota, Metazoa, Chordata, Mammalia, Carnivora, Hyaenidae. Gene Ontology annotation, cellular component: plasma membrane; plasma membrane raft.